AUGGAGGCGGAUCCUCUUCCCGUGGAGCUUCUGUCUCAGCCAAUGGCGGAAGCAGCCGCUGCUCAGUUGGUAGAGGAAGUAGUGGUCACAAAGGGAAGUGACGUGGAAGGUAUGGUACUGUCAUCCGACCACAAGGUGUCAGUGUUGGACACGGCAUUGCCGGCGAACAAGGAAGCAGAAAGUGCUGGGUCAGAGAUUGAUAUGGAGACUAAAGCUGAAAAACCUCCAGAGGUAGACUGGAGCAAGGAGAAGGCCCAGGCUAAAAAAGGUGACUCGAUUCUGGGUAGCGAGGCUCAGAAUGAAGGCUGUCCACUGGAGCUUGAUUUGACUGAUCCGUCUACCGCAGCCAAGGAGCAAGAUCUUCAUAUGACCCUAGAACUACAAGAGCAUGAGACGGUGUUGGGUCACCAAGUGCUCCAAUCACUUGUUGGCAAAGUACCCGAAGAAGAAGAAGAAGAAGAUGGAGGUUUACAGAUACUCAACAAAACUGUGGAUGACACCGUGGUGCCUGCAGCCUCUGAAUUUACGGGUUCCCAGGAGCUCCAAACUACUCUAGAGGAACGCCAAGACGAAGAAGAAUCUGCUUUCCACAUCCUGAACUCUGUAGAAGACGAUGAAGACCGGAGAUAUUCUCUACCCAGAGAGAUGGAAGGGUUCCACAUCUUGGACUCUGUAGAAGACACUGAAGACCGAAGAUAUUCUCUACCCAGAGAGAUGGAAGGGUUCCACAUCCUGGACUCUGUAGAAGACGAUGAAGACCGAAGAGAUUCUCUACCCAGAGAGAUGGAAGGGUUCCACAUCUUGGACUCUGUCGAUGAUCAGGUGGCUAUGACAGAAACUCUGGAAAACCAUACUACUGAAUCUAAGGGAACGUCAAAAUCCCAGAAAGAGAGUCACAAAAAGGGUAAGGGUAAUAUGACACUUCAAAAGAAGGAUGGUAAGAAGAUACCACAAACCCCUGAGAAGGUACAGACACCCACAGUGGAGUCAGAGAGGGGUGAGGGAGGUACCCACAAAAAGACUAACCUCGUCACCUUGGAUGAGGUGAGUGAGGAAGAGGAGAGUUACCCUGACGACGCUGCCGAAGAGGAAGAGCUGAUGAAGAAACAGAAACUGGCGAAGGAGAAACGGCGAGAGAGGGAAUGGGAGAAGGAGAGAGGGAAGGAGAGGAGGAGUACAGAGCGGGAGAGGAGCAAAGAGAAGGAGCAGGAAUGGAAGAGGGGGAAGGGGAGGUUCAGUGCGGAUACGGAAUGGUUGGUGACUCUGGAUGAGAUUGGAGGAGAUGGGGAUGAGAGAGGAGAGGAGGGUGCGAGGGAUCAGGAGAGCGGAAUAAAUGAGGCAGACCUUCAAGAAUUGGUCACUCUGGAUGAGAUCGUUGGCGAGGAAGGAGGGGAGGGUCCUAGCCCGGUGCCACACCCAUUCAGCCAGGAGGACGAAUCAGGAGACUCCUUCAACACAGAGACUAUGGUGACCCUGGAUGAGGCUGGAGGUGAUCAUGACAUGGAGGAAGAACAGCCCAAGAACUUUCCAGAACCAGUCCAGACCCGGCACACUGACAACACAGAAGACAGUAAACAGAGACGGGACGAAGAGGAGCCUGAAUCAAAGCGUUGUCGUUCAGAGUCUCCUCUGAUCACAGACUUCAAACUGCCUCCCUUCACCCAUGACAGCCCUAUAGGCCAGGACUUUGGGGUUCGUAAGGCAGGUUUCUUCUGUAAGCUGUGUUCUCUGUUCUACGGAAGUGAAGACACAACCAAGAAGACCCACUGCAGCAGUCUACAACACUAUCAGAACAUGCAGAAACAUUACCUGAAGCAUCAGAAGCAACAAGCUGGAGGUUCUAGCCAAGGCUCUGCCUCCAAGUGACCCCUGACCUCACCCCUGGGUGUGUCCAAAAUGUGACCAUUUCCCCUAUGACCCCCGUUAGUACUCUGGUUGAAAGUAGUGCACUAUGUAGAGAAAAGGGUGCCAUUUGGGACACUUUUCCACCAGAGAACUGAAUGUGUUCUGGUCCAAAGUAGUCCACUAACUCUGUCCCAUAUCAAUAAAUCUAUUUAUUUUGGUUUUGUGCAUCUGAAACGACAGCCCAUUGCGUUAUAUAGGGCACUACUAUAUAGGGUAAUAGAGUGACAUUUGAUAUUUUCAGAGUAAGAGUACUGGUCUAGGAUCAGGUCUCUCCCAUGUUCAUAUUGUCUUAUUCAUUAUGAUUUAAAAGGUACAACUGAUCCUACAUCAGCCAUCCCUGACAGAGAUUUUACUUUCAUUUUAUUUGUCUGUUUGCUUUUUCUUUGGGGGGGGGGAUUUGAAUAUCAUUAAACUGUUUUAAUUUAUCCAGAGAAACUCAGUCAUCAGAGACCAGACACAAUGUAUGUGUAAGGAGAAAGUAAUACAUUCAUUUUUAUUACGAACA
Molecule: messenger RNA, 2410 nt
Organism: Salmo salar (Atlantic salmon)
Lineage: Eukaryota; Metazoa; Chordata; Actinopteri; Salmoniformes; Salmonidae
Source: RefSeq, a predicted model, not a curated record